UCUUUGUGAGAAUUUGUUCAUGUUCCACUCUGUUGUGUUCUGUUUUGAUGGCUUCAACUGCUUUCAACGACAAGAAUGGAAACCCUGAAUUGUCAAGGCAGGAAAUUCAGAACGCCAUAGCCAAAGCUGUGGAGCUAAGAGCACUUCAUGCAACUUUGAUGAGAGGGAACACCACAUCCAAUGCUAGAUUCCCUUCACCUUCCCCUGUUUCACGCCCUGUUUCUCAUUUCUCUGCUCAUGAUUACCCUGUUUUCACCCCAAGCUAUGAGGAUGAUCCACUACCAGCUUACAAUAAUCAGAACCACUUGAAAAGCCUGACAAUUUCAGAUAGUUGGGAUGAGAAUGUUCUAGAACACACCAUGGAAGCGAUUGUACCAUAUUACAAGGAGAAAUCAAGUUCAAGAAAGGGACUUCCUUAUGGUUUUGCCAACAUAGAAUCUCACAUAUGCCCAGGUGCUGAUGAUAGCAAAUCUGCAACCAGUUCUUGUGCAAAUCACAUAACUGUUCUUCAAGCAUCAUCACCUGCCAAUGAAUACUUGCAGUGUAGAAGAAACAGUUUGGAGGACUUCAAUUCUGUAUCGUCGUGCAAUCAAUGUAAGCCGGCUGUCAUAACAAGCGAAUUUGAGACUGCAAGGACCAGCAAGAGUUCCACUAGUAUUGUCCCGGUCACGGAUUCUCAUUCAUCUAUUCAAUCUCAACAGAAAAGCAAGGGGAUGAUUUCUUGGUUGUUUCCUCGGCUAAAGAAGAAGACUAAUAAGAAUGAGAAUUCCCCGAGUCGCGCAGAAUCUGAGGAUGUUUCUCAGGUUCUUAAGGACUUGGGAAUCAUGUCUAUUGAGUCAUUGAAGAAAGAGUUGAUGGAAGCAAAUGAGAAUAGAGAUGUGGCCUUAAUGGAGGUUUCUGAGAUGAGGUCUUCGCUCGGCGAGCUGAAACAGAAACUGGAGUACUUGGAGGGUUAUUGUGAGGAGCUUAAGAAAGCUUUAAGGCAAGCAAUGCAAGCAAGGGAUUCUCAGCAUCUUUGUGAACAACAGCUCAAUAAUCCUCAAAUGGAGAAAAAGUUUGAUAAAAAGGGAGGAAAUUUGAUGCCGGUGAGCGAGGAAGCAAUGGUAGAAGGAUUCUUGCAGAUAGUAUCAGAGUCAAGAUUAUCAGUAAAGCAGUUCUGUAAGACUCUUAUAAACAACAUCGACGAAACUGAUCAAUCUUUGACACAACAUUUGAACUUGCUUCUUCAACCAUAUAAGCUUUCCUUGAGUGCCAAGUAUUCCAAGGCAGUAUUAUACCACUUUGAAGCUUUCAUAAACCAAUGUCUCUACCAAGACUUCGAGAAUUGCGUGUUCCAAAAGAAUGGCUGCCCAAAACUGCUGGAUCCGCAGCAGGAUCGGCGAGUGCAGUUCUCAUCAUUUGUUUCCCUUAGGAACUUGAGCUGGAAUGAAGUACUAAGAAAGGGAACAAAGUACUACAGUGAAGAGUUUAGCAAGUUCUGUGACCAAAAAAUGAGUUGUAUUAACACAACUCUAAAUUGGACUAGACCUUGGCCUGAACAACUCCUUCAAUCUUUCUUUGUGGCAGCAAAAUGCAUGUGGUUGAUGCAUUUGCUUGCAUUUUCUUUCAAUCCACCAUUGGGAAUUUUAAGGGUUGAAGAAAAUAGAAACUUUGAUCCUCAUUACAUGGAAGAUAUGUGUCCAAGAUCUCAGGGUCCAAGCAGGGUUAAGAUCAUGGUGAUGCCAGGGUUUUUUGUUCAGGAUAGGGUCUUGAGGUGUAAAGUUAUUUGCAGGUACAAAUCUGUAGCCUAAGUUAACAGUUUGGAAAUAGUUUUUGUUUUCACAUUGAAUUUUUUUUCCCCUUGCUUUUUUAUUUAAUCUGUGUCAUUUUCAGUAACUGUAGCUAAAUGUAUCAAUGGUUUGUUCAAAUUGAUUUAAUAUUCAGUCAAAUGUAUGUCA
Molecule: messenger RNA, 1937 nt
Organism: Arachis stenosperma
Lineage: Eukaryota; Viridiplantae; Streptophyta; Magnoliopsida; Fabales; Fabaceae
Product: IRK-interacting protein-like
Exons: 2
Coding region: 48-1790 (580 amino acids)
Source: RefSeq, a predicted model, not a curated record